Messenger RNA from Lepisosteus oculatus (spotted gar), 4232 nucleotides. RefSeq names its product placental growth factor b (gene pgfb). Gene Ontology annotation, biological process: positive regulation of angiogenesis; response to hypoxia; positive regulation of protein phosphorylation. Gene Ontology annotation, cellular component: membrane. Gene Ontology annotation, molecular function: vascular endothelial growth factor receptor binding; growth factor activity; chemoattractant activity. The record is from RefSeq and is a predicted model, not a curated record. NCBI's taxonomy places the organism in Eukaryota, Metazoa, Chordata, Actinopteri, Semionotiformes, Lepisosteidae.
AGGUAGUGAGAAGCAAUUAGUGCCAUGCAUGUAACUGCACUGAGGAAAUACUGAUCGUCAAGACAAGUAAGCCAAGGAAGACCCUGCGCUUCGAGCAUUAAGAGUACUUAAGGUGUGGAUCCUGCCCAACGCAACGGUUCCAUUUUGUAUUGAAAGGACUGUGUGUUUGCAUCCUUUGGAUGAGCAAUGAUAGACCGGAUUUUUUUUUUUAGUAUUUUAGUACUUCAUUAGCGUAGCUAAUUAUGUUUGAUUAAUAUUUUGGUUUACUAAAAUUGAUUGGCUUUGGGGAAUGCCACACAAGGACGAGCUGUGCUGGUUUCUGCACGACCUAUUAUUCUGACUUUCCUGUAAGGUUACUGCAGCUAUUUUUGAAGUUGCCAAAAUUGUAAUUUCGUGUCCUCCUGUGCAAACGGACGUCUACAACACGACACUGUUGCUAAAGCACACGUGUAGCGCUUGUGGAAGUUCUCUUUUCCUUCCAGUCUGAACGUCUCCAGGUUAACUCUGCCUGUUCAGAGGGACGUGACGAUGCGCUCAUUCCCUUACCGCAGCUUCACUGAGGAGGGAUCCAGUAAAAACUGACUUACUGUAGCUUCUGUGCCAGUUUUUUUUUCCUCUCAUUUCUUCUAUUCAUUUGUACGCCUGUUCCUUGCGUUAUUGUAUGUCAGUCUUGCGUUUCUGGAGGUGGAUUUCAUGCGGAUCGAUCGAAUUCAGCGCUGGAAAAUUGGAUGAGAAACUCGAAAUGAAAAAUUUUACCCGCAUCAUCCAGAUAAUAACUGUUCUCCUCAUUCAGUUAUCACCUGCUCAGACCUCGGCAUCCAGUGGAAACAACACCUCUGGAGUGAUGCUGUUCGGGGAGGUGUGGGGGCGCAGCUUCUGCCGCACCAUCGAGAAACUGGUGGAAGUGGUGCAGGAGUACCCCAGCGAGGUGGAGCACAUCUUCAGCCCCGCCUGCGUGCCGCUGUGGCGCUGCGCCGGCUGCUGUGGGGACGAGAAUCUGGAGUGCUACCCCUCACAGACCUACAACGUCACCAUGCAGCUCCUGAAAAUUAAGCCAUCUGAGAGCCGAGAGUAUGUUGAAAUGACUUUUGUUGAACACCAGACAUGUGAAUGUAGACUCAGGAAGAUCACUGUAAGAAAUGAAAGGAGGAGACAGAGGGGGAAGGGAAGGAAAAGAAAGGAAAAGCAGAAAUCGAAAGACUGCGACACGUGUCAGCCUCCUCGCAGGUAACCGAACGGCAGCCGCUGUCGUCACUGUAUUUAUUUCUUUUCUCCAGUCAGACUUAACAACAUUGGCAGUCUUUUAUGCACUUUUGGGAUACUGCGUGCUCUUCGUCUGGGCUUGAGCGACCCGCAGUGACGGGCGGGACUCUCAGGAGCAAGGCAGUCAGAGGGUCAGCCAGGCCAGCCGAGACCUGAAAGAGAAACCCUGGCAUCACCUGGCAGGACAGGUGGGCAGGGAAACUUCGCCAUGAAGGACAAAGGCUCAAGGUUAAAGACUCAACUUGGAGGACUCGCGUUUUCUUUUUUUUUCUUACGACACAAGUAUUUAUUACAAUGAAUAGAGGCAGUAGACACCAAUUACAAAACUCCUGCUAUUGUAAUCCACGUUCUGUACCGAGCCUUUUCCUGGACACAAGAAGAAAGAUAGUGUUCAAUCGGGUCCAACGUCCGGGACUGCGAGAAUAUGACCCCACUAACUCAGCUUCAGAGCGUGGCUGGUCCUGCCGCCAUCAUCCCUUCAACGCUAUUGUCUGACUCCCUGUUAAAGUGGAGGUUUGUCACAUACCCUUUCCCCUGCAGUCACAGAUUUCUUUUUUUAAAAAAAUUCUGUUAAACUGAGCCACUGCGUAGAAAACCUCUCCGGAACAGCAGGAGCAGACAGAACAAAGACAGUGUAGAAUGAGAUGCUGAAAAGAAAAGAAAAAACACCGACUAAUUUUAUAUAAGAAAACAAACAAAUGACUGUUUCGGAAUUAGCACACAUAUGGCCCGAACUAUGAAAUGUUACUAAGCCACUCGGCAAAUAGUCAUUAAAAAGCUUUUCCGGUGAGAUAAACUUCGUUCUGAGGUUGUAAUUGAUUUCACGUGGUAUUUCCACAGCUACAAUAGGUGGCAGUCUCCAUCUAGUGGUAACCACGUAUUAUAGCAUCAAGUAUUAAACUCUCUUUUGGACACUUCAUUACUUGAUCUUUGGUCAAAAUAAGCCAUAUAGCUCGCCUAAUGUAUCAUUUCGACUUUUUGGAUCUUCCUUAAUCUACAAUAUUAGUUAAAGAUCGAUUGCAAAAGAUCCUAGCAAGAUCAUGCUUUGAAAUUCAUUUCCUCCAGGUCCGUGAGUUCAUAUGUGGGGGAGAUCGAGUGGGGUUGCGUUAAAAACGGUUAUCAUUGCAGAACCACUAUAGAACUUUCUUUCUUGUUUAUGUAUGAGGGUUUUGUAAACUGGUGCAUGACUUACUAGUGGCACCACAAUGCACAAUCAAUCAUAAAAGAAACAAUAGCUGAGAAAUCCAAGACAAGAUAAUGAAAUGUCCCAGGAAUAAAAUAGUUUUCUUGGCACUGGAUGCUGACGUUUAGAAAAGAGAACAGCAAUCUGUCUAAACAUAUAUUCCAAAAAUGAGAACAUUGUUGCCUGUGAGAAACCUCACUGUUAUGUUUCAAAACAUCCACAAAGUCUUGUGUUACACACUUGGCCAAAACAGAGGAACACCCAAGUCCAGUAUCGCUUAUGGCUCAAAUGAUGUUCGCCAGCACUACUGGAUCAUCAUGAAUGAUAACACUGAGUAAUGACAAAGGUGAUUAAAAUUAAUGUAAAGCCUAUCCAAGACCAUUCCCAAAGAAGAUUCAGGCAAUCUGAAUUGGGGAGGCCAGAUCAACUGCUAAUUAUUUUGCACAAUAAGCGGAUAUUUUUCUAAACGCAAAGGUAGAACGUCAUACACAUAGAAUAUGCAGAAAGUAAAAAGUGAAACGAAAGGGGAGUCUGGAACACUCUCAACAUUCCUUAUGAGGAUUUUUGACAUGUAUUAUUUUUUCAGUAUAUAAGGAGAGGAUGAGCGCUUAACUGACUAAAUUAACAUUCCUUGUGUUUGAAAUGCUUCCAUUUUUGUCACAUGGGCAAAACCAAUUUUGAUGACGAAGGUUGCCACAGUACGUAACAGCUCACUACACGUUCACCGUUACGGAAGUGACGCCAUCUACCCAGAUAAAUAGACGAUGUAUGAUUCUCUUGCGGAAGAAAACCCGGUGUCGUGACGCAGUGGAGAUCGGCGCUGCCUGAUUUUGAUGGAACGUGUAGCAAUCCCAGCAGGGUUAGAGCAGAUCUUCACCGGCCACACGGAGCUGGGCGAUUUUCGAGGUGUCAUCCCUCCUCCCUAACGAGAUAAUGGUGACAUCUGUGUUGUGGUCUGUUCUCAGCUCGUUUCACCCCAGCCAGGCAGAUUUCGACAAGUUCCUACCAGGGAUCGCAAGCUGCAGAUACAGCUAAACCUUCAGCACUGUUGAUAUGCAGUACAGAGACCUUCCAUUUUGUACUGCGAUCACUUGAAUCAAACAAGUAAAAGGCUUAUAUCACUUCACCUCCUUUGUUUUUAAUUUAAUUCAAUCAGGGAGGGUGCGGUGUGCAGUGAAAGAGGAACAAGCUGUGUGAAAGACUGUAAGAGUCUAAAGUACUGGACUCAUUAUUUAGUCUGUGCUUUAAUAAGAAAACAUGCACCGACAAUAGCAAGGAUUCAUUUUUAUUGUAUUCUCUUCUUACAACAAACAAAAUCACAGUUGUUUUUGGAAAGCAUCCUCUAAUAAUUCUGUUGUGAGAUUUCUUAACUGGAAUUAUUGACGCCUUUGUAUCUGUUCUUUUUGACAAUUUGAAGGGACUUGCCAAAGCAGUGGAUUAUUAGAAAAAUAUUGGUAUUUUCUAAUAAUGCAAAUAAAAUGUUAUAAUGCUUUAAACAACCAGUAAAUCAUUAAAUUUACCUUUUUAUUUUAUUAAUAAGAGUCUUACCACAGCAGGCAGAAACACCAAUACCAAGAUUGAUGUAAAACCACAUACUGUAUGCUUUGUCACAUUAAAAAGGAUGGUAUUGAAAUCUAAUUUCUAUUGUAAAUAAAAGCAAUGCAGGAUCAGUCUGUGUUUAUACUGUACAUUGUAUAUAUAAAUGUAUUACUGUUAAUAAAUAAUACAUUAUAUUUAACCCAAUGAGUGUUCAAAUCCUUGUCAGUACAAAGAUAAUAUAGAAAUG